Molecule: messenger RNA, 3735 nt
Organism: Symbiodinium sp. CCMP2456
Lineage: Eukaryota; Dinophyceae; Suessiales; Symbiodiniaceae
Source: the annotation of a GenBank genome assembly
AUGGGCUACCAAGCCCUUACAGAAGCAGGUGCCAAUGCAUCCCAGCGGGUCCAGAUGCGUUCUGUUUCUGGUGCCGCACUUGCAAGCGAAGACAAGACGAAUGUCGGCUUCAAGCUGCAGAUGAUUAUCUAUCAUGCGUUCUGUGCCUCCCUCGUGGGUGUGGCAGUGACAAGAGACUGGCUUUCCGUGGAAGGUGGGGGCAUGGCGUGGGAGUUGUGGGCCGUCUGGCAGCAAGUUUGCUUGUGGACGCUUUUUGUGGAGAACCUGGUGCGCUGCGUAUGUUUUCCUGCAGAAGCACUAUGGACGUCCACUUUCAAGGUAGUGUGCCUCUACACAGUCCCACUGGUUAGCGAAGUGACCGACACAAUGAAAGAUUGGGUGAUGACCGGAGUGUGUGUGCUUGCAAGCACGCCAAGUCAUGCAGGAUUUGUGGUUGGAGCCGUCAUGACCCUUGGAGAUGUGUUGCUUGCAUACAAAGCUCACAACCUGGGUGCAGGGAUCUUGAUCACCGGAGCAAUCGGAAGGAUAUGCCCGCUUGUCGUAGCCAUGCAAGGCGCGCUCGUUACAGGCAUCACCCUCAUGUACGGCUCGCAGCUACUAGCUCUGGUGGCCUCACUGUUGGCCGCAGCCGGGGCCCUUGUGCUAUUUUUCCUCUUAGGCUUUGUUGGUUCUCUGCUGUGCAGCAUCCUCAGCGGCUUGCGCAUCAUUCCGUGGGAGGAUGUUGUGAAGUUCGGUGGAUUUCUACACUGGCUACUGGCCAAGAUACAGGCCCUCCCCGCAAUAGUCUGGGCAACGCGUGGGUUUGGUGCUUUUCUCGUUCAACGAUGGAUCCUCUCGGUCACAGAUGCUGGUUGCCUUGCGGUGGUUUCCUGUUACACGAUCGUGUACUCUUACUGGCUGGUCACUUAUUUUCCAGAGACCUGCAAUGAGCUGAAGAGGUCAUACAGGCCCAUCAUCUCCUUGAAACAGACUGUCCCUCCACCCCUCGAGGAUGAAGGUUUCUUCGGCUGGUUGUGCAGCAAGUGCUCGAGCAUGUUGGCGGGCUUCUGCGUAGACUUCCUGAGCUCUGCUCGCUUGCUGAUAGCAGUUGGAGAAGACUGGCCGCAGGGGUUCCUGGGAGUCAUCAUCACCUACAGAUAUGGACAUGGCUUAGGAUUCGCAGGUGUAAGUGCAGUUUGGAGCUUGCUGAAAGGCAUCCUGAUUGCCAGCGGACAAUUCCUCAUUUUCAGCAACAGGUCUUCCGCAGCUAGCCGUGCCAUCUCCAUUAUGCCAGAAAUCUUUGCCUCACGACUCUUCAGCUUCCAUCAACGGAAACCGAAACACUUAUCAGAAGUUGAAUGGUACCUCGACCACAUGAUUGUUAUUGGCGAGGAAGUCGGCGAUGAGGUGUUUGCAGGGCUGCAUUUGCGACGUGGUGUGGAGUUAUUUGCCAGCCUCUUCGAGCGACUGGAUGAUUACCUCGCAAGGAUCAAAUCAUCAGGAGAUGACGGUCGGACCUUCAAGGACGAAGCCAUUGUGAGCCUCCUCAGAUUCUACAAGGAGCAUGGCACUCUCAUAAAGGAGAUCAAGGAACUGGGCUUCAGCCGGCAAAGUUACUUGCAGGUUUACGUUAUGCUGGACUUCAUGAAGGAAGGCCUUGUUCGGACACCGGCAGAUGCUCAGAAGGAGGGUUUCACCAUCUCUCAGGAUAUCGAGCAGAGUGUACGAGCACAGGACAGGUUUACACGCGAGGAUUUGCAAAAGCACGAAUGCACCCUAGAGGAAAUCUACGAAGCAGGUCUCGUGCUCACUAUCAAGGAUUGCUGCGAAGCAGGUUUUGCUUUGAAAGACAUUUUGGGCCUGUACACAGGGACAAAGCACUGGUGCCCUUCGUUUCUUGCAUGUUUGCCGGGCAAACUGACCUGUUGCUGGUACCCUCGACUUCUGUCGGUCGAAGCCGUGCUAAACCAAUGCAAACAAGCCGGGUAUCAUUUUUCUGCGAAGGAAUACAGACAAGCAGGCUUAUCCGUGAAGCACUACAACAAGGCUGGCUUUUCUGUGAAGGACUGCUAUGACAACGGACACUCGCUGGAGCAGUGUCGACAGCUUGGUGGAUACUCUGCAAAAGACUUUAAGGCCGCAGGUCUGUCGGUGAAGGACUGUGGGCAAGCCGGCUUUUCUCUGGAAGAUCUUCUUGAAGCAGGCUUUUCAGAGGAAGCCCACAUCAUUGUGAAGUCUGAUUUGACCGCAAGCAUGUGCCACCAGAGAGGCGUUCCCAUGUCGUGUUGCAGGGAAGUUGGGUUUUCCUUGCGUGAAUGCAGGGAAGCGGGCUACCCACCCGGAGAUUGCAAGGCUGCCGAUUAUUCUGCAAGCGAGUUUCAGGAGGCAGGCUUCUCGGUGAAAGCUUGUGUCGAGGCCGGCUUUUCUUUGCAGCAGGCCCAGCAAGGUGGUUUUUCAUUGAAGGCCUGCAUCGAAGCUGGCUACUCACCUAGAGAUUGCAAGGCUGCCGGCUAUUCCGCGAUCCAUUUUCAGAGGGCAGGCUUGUCUGUACGAGAUUGCGAGCGGGCCGGCUUUUCUUUGCAAGAGGUUCAACAAAGUGGUUUUCCAUUGAAGGCCUGCACAGAUCAAGGUUUUUCAGUGGAGCAGUGUCGGCAGGCUGGGUAUUCUGCGACAGAUUGCAAGAACGCAGGCUUGUCACCAAAGGACUGUCAGGAGGCAGGGUUUUCUUUGCUGGAUUGCAGCGAGGCUGGCUUUUCUGUGAAGGACUGCUAUGACAACGGACACUCGCUGGAGCAGUGUCGACAGCUUGGUGGAUACUCUGCACAAGACUUUAAGGACGCAGGUCUGUCGGUGAAGGACUGUGGGCAAGCCGGCUUUUCUUUGCAGGAUAUUCAGCAGGGUGGCUUCGAUCUGAGAGCAGUCUACGACAAAUCUCACCACCAUCAUGAGUACUCACUGGAACAGUGUCGUCAGGCUGGCUAUUCUGCAAGUGGUUUCAGGACAGCAGGCUUCUUGGCCAGAGACUGCGAGGCAGCUGGCUUUUCUUUGCCGGCUAUUCGGUCGGCGGGGUACACUUUAAAAGACUGCAGAGAGCAGGGACUUUCGCUUGUCGAGUGUCUCGAUGCCGGCUUUCCUGCAUCACAUUUCAGGGUAGCUGGGUGGACCGCAAAAGAUUUCUUUGAGUCUAAUCAUUCCAUGACAGAUUGCAUGCGGGCUGGCUAUUCAUUGAGAGAAUGCCGGGACUGUGGAUAUUCGCUAAAGGAUUGUCGGCAGCAUCAGAUCGCGGUGUCUGACUUCAAGCAGACGCACUUGUCAGUGAAAGACUGCAUGUGUGCAGGAUUUUCGGAAUCAGAAAUUAUUGAUGGCGGCUUUUCAAAGUGGGCCUAUGAAAUUGUGAGGCAAGGCUGGACCGCAACCGAGUGCAAACAACGAGGCAUGCACAUCACGUUCUUGCAAGAAGCUGAGCUUGCUGUAGAUGAAUGCAUCAAAGCUGGCUACUCAGCUAGACAUUGCAGGGCUGCCGGCUAUUCUGCGAUCGAUUUUCAGAGGGCAGGCUUGUCUAUACAAGAAUGUGAGUAUGCCGGCUUUUCCCUACCAGAUUGCAAGGUAGCUGGAUAUACAGCCAGAGAUUUUUUGAAAUCCGACAAGUCUGUGAAGGAUUGUGUGCAGGCCGGCUUUUCUCUGCUGGAUUGUGAGGGGGCUGGAUAUGAGGAAUGGGCUUUUGUUUUCUAUCGCCGUGCGUACGAAUCACGGUAA